ACAACCACAUACGAUCUUCAUCGUCUUGGUUGCUUGGAAUUCAUCCAUGAUGGGUCUACAGCUCCCAUCUGUGAUCUUGUUGCUUCUUUGCAUUUGCAGCAAUGCAUCUCAUAACAUGCAGGAUGUUCUGAGCAGGGACAGCUUCCCAAAAGGAUUUGUGUUUGGCGCUGCAUCCUCUGCUUAUCAGUAUGAAGGUGCAGCUAGAGAAGAUGGAAGACAACCCAGCAUUUGGGAUGUUUACGCGCAUAUCCCUGGCAAGAUAGUGGAUAAAAGCACAGCAGAUGUUGCCAGCGAUCAGUACCAUCGCUACAAGGAAGACAUUUCCUUGCUUCAUAGCUUGAAUGCAGAUGCAUACAGGCUCUCCAUUGCUUGGUCUCGCAUGUUUCCUGAUGGCACUCAGCACGUCAAUCCAAAGGCAAUCGCGCACUACAACAACGUUAUCGAUGCACUCCUUAACAAAGGCUUGAAACCAUAUGUGACACUCUUCCACUGGGACGUUCCCUACGCGCUGGAAAAAUCUUAUGGAGGAUUCUUGAGCCCCCAAAUUGUGGUUGACUUUGGAGUUUACGCGGAGGCAUGUUUCAAAGCAUUUGGCGACCGAGUCAAGGACUGGAUCACACUCAACGAGCCCCACGCUUUCGCUUUCUAUGGCUAUGGUGUCGGUCUGCUUGCUCCCGGAAGAUGCUCCCCGGAGAUUGGAAACUGUACGGGCGGUGACUCGUCGACGGAGCCGUACGCUGUCACUCACCAUUUGCUCCUCGCCCAUGCAAAAGCAACAGAGAUCUACACCAAACGUUACAAGGCUAGCCAGAAAGGCACAAUUGGUAUCACACUCGAUUCAAAAUGGCUGGAACCCGUGUCUAGCUCCAAGAAAGACAAAGCUGCAGCAGAAAGAGCCAUGGAAUUCGAACUUGGAUGUAUGCUGCAUCCUGUCACGUAUGGAGAGUACCCACCAGCAAUGACCUCCAAAGCAGGAAGCAGGCUGCCAAAGUUCACAGCCGAGCAGAAGAAAUGGCUGAAGGGCUCGUGUGAUUUCAUUGGCAUCAAUCACUACUUCAGCGUCUACGUAAAAGACAAGCCAAAUAACAUUCGUGUUAAAGGAGACCUCCUCAGCUCGCCCCAAACAAUCUACCAAAAUGCUUACUACAAAGAUGUUGACUAUGCAUUUCUAGAUAGAAAGAAUGGCAAGCUGAUAGGGAGGAACGUCAAUAGUUUCUUUGUUGUUCCUUUUGGGAUCAGGAAGAAGAAUAAAAAUCUUUGCUGCUCAUCAGCUCAAAAGAGCAUAAUUUGCAUCGCAGGGAUCAGUGAUAUUACAAAUAGUUCAAAUACUUUAGCACAGCAGCUGGAUGAUCAGACCAGGAUCGACUAUUUAAAAGCGUACUUAACAAACCUUGUAGGAGCAAUACGGGAUGGAUGCCGUGUCCAAGCAUACUUCGUGUGGAGUUUCCUUGACAAUUGGGAAUGGAUAUCGGGAUUUACUGUGCGCAUGGGAAUUAUUCACAUUCAGUAUGACAACAAUCUAAAGCGCAUUCCCAAAAAAUCAGCCCACUGGUAUGCUAAGUUUCUUAAGAAGAAGCACUAAUCACAAGGCUAUCACAAAUACCCACACUCGUACCUCGAAAAACGUGUAUUAUUACUAAGAUCCAAAGCUUUCAUGGAGGAAAUAAAGGAGGUCUAGAGGGCA
This is a messenger RNA of Selaginella moellendorffii, 1684 nucleotides long. Its product is annotated as beta-glucosidase 6-like. Gene Ontology annotation, biological process: carbohydrate metabolic process. Gene Ontology annotation, molecular function: beta-glucosidase activity. The record is from RefSeq and is a predicted model, not a curated record. NCBI's taxonomy places the organism in Eukaryota, Viridiplantae, Streptophyta, Lycopodiopsida, Selaginellales, Selaginellaceae. The transcript is spliced from 12 exons. Bases 47 to 1582 code for a protein of 511 amino acids.